Prorocentrum cordatum is the source of this 2346-nucleotide messenger RNA. The record is from the annotation of a GenBank genome assembly. Lineage: Eukaryota; Dinophyceae; Prorocentrales; Prorocentraceae.
GACUCAAUGGUGUUCGGCAGGCUGCGACUGUUUAAAGAAUGGCUGGCGCUCCUGCCGCGACUCACAGAGGAUCGCAGGCAGGCGCUCGAGAUAGCUUGGAAGAAGGCCUGGACGGCGCUGCAGACGGCAAACAGUAAAUGGAGCCGAGUCAAAGGCACGCUCACAGCUACAGUCGCCGCGCUGCAAGAUCUAGGAUGGGAGCUCGUGGCAUGGGCGUGUGGCCCAGUGAACCACUGGAAGCAGACCGUCCCGAUAGCAGGGCUUGCGGCCGCCACCGACGCAGUUCGCAUGACCGAGGGCCCACGGGUGCUAGCUGUAGACGCUCAGAGUGUGGUCUCGGGAAUUUCCAGGCCAGUCAUGACAGCGAUGCCCGACCCCGAAGCGUUGGCGCUCAAAUCUCAUGUUGGCGCAUCGCACAACAAGGUCAUGGCCGCCACCGCCGCUGUGCAAGCCAAUGUGGCCGCCUUGUCGACUGCCAUGUCCAACCACGCUGAGAACGUCGACAGGCAAGUGGAAGCCAGGAUGCGUAGAGCCGAAACACAGCUCACCGAGCACGAGGAGCACAUUUCGUCCCUCGGGAAUCAGAUCACGUACCUCUCCGAGCAGAUGUGUUGCAUCAAGUCAGAGGAGCCCGUGGCUCUGGGCGCACUUCGCAACCGUGAUGGAAGUUGGAAGAAGUUCCAGGCGAAGACGCCGAUGGGCCAGGUGGUGGAUCUCUCUGCCAGCGCCGACAGAAAUCAGUUUCAAGUACGCCGUGAACUCGGACGUAAGCUCAUCCGCCGUGAGUUCGAGCAGACCUACCCCGACACGCGUUUCUUCGUGGACCGCGAACGCGGUGAUAUCUCCCUGGCUUGGAAGCGGCUGCCCCGCUACACGCCUGCGUCCGACGGCCCCCCGACGAUCGAGUGGAACAUCGCGAACGUGGAGGCGCUGCAGCUCUGCAAGACGACGCAGUUGGAGCCGCGUGUGCUGGCGCUCUUCCAGACCCCGACGGACGGGGGCGCGCGGUUUCUGCAGCGCGUUUUCGAGGCCCUGGUCGGCGUCCAGCUCCGACAGUGCUUCGCUCAGUUUAGCUGGAAUGCGAAUGCUCUCUGCCACCGCUACCCUCCCACAAGAUCUCAGAGGUUCAAUUACCUCGCCCCCCUCGUGUCUCCGACGAGUGUCGCGGCAGUCCAAGAGACCCGCGGCGCAGAAGAAAAAGCUCGUAACUUGGUUCAUUUUGUUCACAAGCCGCACGAGUGCCACGCCUGUUUCAAGAUGAGCCCCGCCCCUUCUCUAGAGGAGGACGGGGUCUGGAUUCCCGACCCUUGCGCGGCAGGUGCCAUCACGCUGAUCCCUCGGGCAUCGAAUCCUGAGAUUGUCCUGGAGACGUUUCCAGAGUUCCAGGACCCUGGCACAGGUUGCCAGACGCGGCGAGGCGCGCAGGACGCCGCGCGGCGCAAGUGCUUCUCUUCCUUGGUCGGGAUCCAGCAGCAGGAUCCGACUCGCAUCUACGCCCCCAAUGCCACGAUGAGCAUCAUAGAUAGGGCGUUCACUUCGCUUCCCGCUUGGGUGGUCUUACAGCUGAACAUUUGUGGCCAUACCUGUGGUCUGACGGAGGUGGUCUACUCUAAGAAGCUCUCAUGCCACGCUGCUAUCAGAAUGGACUUCAGAGUUGCCCCAAAGAAGGACCCCGACACCAGAGGCAUCCAGGAGGUUUUGAAGCGCCUUUGGCUCACCGAGCAAUCGCACUUCGAGAAACUCAAGAGGCUGGCCCAGAACAUCUCGAAGCUUUCGGGAGAGUUGGACCUCCCUGCGCUGGUCGCUAUCGACUUUGCACAGGCUUUCCCUUCGGUUUCCCACCGCUGGACGCGUUUGAUGUUGAAGGCCAUUCGCCUGCCAGACGCGCUGGUCGACUUUCGGAUGUUGCUGUGCAAGGGGGUCAGCUGUUUCUCGGAGUUCGGGGGGGUCCUACGAUUUAUGUUUCCGAUCAUGUCUGGGAUUGUCCAGGGCUGUCCUGCGUCUGGAACGAUAUUCGCUGUAUGUAUGGACCCCUUUGCUUGUGACUUCGACCGCUCUAUCGAGUCGAAGGCACGGGGCAUCGUCCGCCGUUGCGCGGGCGACGUCGGAGCCGCCAUUUUGAAGCUGCAGUUUAUGGCCCAGCUCUUCAGGAUUUUCAGUGCCGCCGAACAGAUUGCUGCCCUCGUGUUGAAGACCUGCAAUUGCAAUGGCCUGAUGCUUGCUGGGCCGUACUCCGAAGCUCUGGCCAACAAAUACAAGCAGCGUCUUUCUUCGGUGGUCCCAUCCUGGUCUGAAUUCAAAAUCGUCAGUCUCCUGAAGUACCUUGGUAUGUUCCUGGGCCCUGAG